CAUUCGGAUAAAGCUGUUCCUCAGAGCAAAAUGGAAAUGGAUAAUUCUACUGCAACAGUUGGAACACCCACGUCCUUCGAGAGUCCUAUGUGGUCAGCCAUUUUGGGUAUUGCCGUAGUUAUUGGACUCUAUGAAAUAUGGCUAAGGAAUACAAGGGCUUACCAAUUAUCGGAGAAAAUGCCAAGCCCUCCCAGAUUGCCAUUGAUAGGUCAUGGCCAUUUGGUGGCUCAUUUGACAAAUGCGGAAAUCCUUAGCCGUGCCAAAAGUUACAUUGACACCUAUGGUGAAGCUUUUCGUGCCUUUUUGGGUCCCAUGCUGGUAGUCUUUCUCUCCAAUCCUCCCGACAUCGAACUCAUACUCAGUACCCAUACCCACCUGGAAAAAUCCACAGAAUAUCGCUUUUUCAAGCCAUGGUUUGGCGAUGGUCUACUAAUUUCGAAUGGUCAUCAUUGGCAACAUCAUCGUAAAAUGAUUGCCCCCACCUUCCAUCAAAGCAUUCUAAAGAGUUUCAUACCCACCUUUGUGCAACACUCCAAGAAGGUAGUGGAACGUAUGGCCAAAGAAAUUGGCAAGGAGUUUGAUGUUCAUGACUACAUGUCCCAGACCACAGUGGAAAUUUUACUUUCUACCGCUAUGGGGGUAAAGAAGAUUCCGGAUGAUAACAAAAGUUUGGAGUAUGCCAAAGCUGUGGUGGAUAUGUGUGACAUCAUACAUAAGAGACAAAUGAAAUUCUUUUAUCGCCUGGAUGCCAUGUACAAUAUGACUAAGAUGAGUGUGAAGGGCAAGAAAAUGAUGGAUAUCAUUUUGGGUUUAACGCGCAAGGUGGUUAAGGAUCGUCAAGAGAAUUUCAAUGCUGAAUCGCGGGCCAUUGUUGAGGAGGUGGAAAGCGGUGAUAAACAAAAGAAACAGGCGAAGAAGGAGGGUUUGCGUGAUGAUUUGGAUGACAUUGAUGAAAAUGAUGUGGGUGCCAAAAAGCGUUUGGCCUUAUUGGAUGCCAUGAUGGCUAUGUCCAAAAACCCCGAAAUCGAAUGGACCGAUAAGGAUGUAAUCGAUGAAGUCAAUACCAUAAUGUUCGAGGGCCACGAUACCACCUCGGCCGGUUCGAGUUUUGUCCUUUGCAUGCUGGGCAUUCACAAGGACAUACAGGCUAAAGUUUUGGCGGAACAAAAAGCCAUAUUUGGAGAGAAUUUUAUGCGUGAUUGUACCUUCAACGAUACCAUGGAAAUGAAAUAUUUGGAACGUGUCAUUAUGGAAACUUUGCGUUUGUAUCCACCAGUACCUCUAAUAGCCAGGCGCACUGAGAAAGAUGUGAAAUUAGUCUCAGGGCCUUAUAUUGUACCUAAAGGUACCACAGUGGUCAUUAUUCAAUAUGCCGUGCAUCGUAAUCCCAAAUAUUUCCCCAAUCCGGAGAAAUUCGAUCCUGACAACUUCCUACCCGAGAGAAUGGCUAAUCGGCAUUAUUAUAGUUUUAUACCAUUUAGUGCUGGGCCCCGAAGUUGUGUGGGACGCAAAUAUGCCAUGCUGAAAUUGAAGGUUCUACUCUCUACCAUAAUUCGUAAUUAUGUUGUGGACUCGAAGAGAACAGAGGAAGAUUUCAGGCUACAAGCUGAUAUUAUUUUGAAAAUGGAAAAUGGCUUUAAUAUCAUGUUGGAGCGUAGACCAGAGGCCACGAAGGCCACGUAAAAAAAACGGACCAAUGACGUAAUAAUAAGUGAUAUAUAGAUACAUUUAUAUACAUUCAUACACUAACUAACUAAACUAACACAUUUUCAAGCUUAAGAUAUUCUUUACUCAACUUCACCGGAACUUAUAAACCCCUAUCUCGCCCUAGAAAUGAUUUUGGAGCUUGUUUGUUUGGAGACUCACUAUUGUUACUAACUCUAGUUUUGUAAGGCAAUUAUUGAAGCUAAUAAUGAAGAAUGAAUACUAUUGUAUGAGAGUUAUAAGAUUUAUUAUGUGUAUAAAGAGCAAGCGCAGUAUAAAACUGAA
Stomoxys calcitrans (stable fly) is the source of this 1989-nucleotide messenger RNA. RefSeq names its product cytochrome P450 4g1. The coding region runs from base 31 to 1683 and encodes 550 amino acids. The transcript is spliced from 5 exons. NCBI's taxonomy places the organism in Eukaryota, Metazoa, Arthropoda, Insecta, Diptera, Muscidae. Gene Ontology annotation, molecular function: oxidoreductase activity, acting on paired donors, with incorporation or reduction of molecular oxygen; monooxygenase activity; iron ion binding. The record is from RefSeq and is a predicted model, not a curated record.